Fusarium poae is the source of this 549-nucleotide messenger RNA. RefSeq names its product Peptidyl-prolyl cis-trans isomerase H (gene CYP3). The transcript is spliced from 5 exons. Gene Ontology annotation, molecular function: peptidyl-prolyl cis-trans isomerase activity. NCBI's taxonomy places the organism in Eukaryota, Fungi, Ascomycota, Sordariomycetes, Hypocreales, Nectriaceae. Gene Ontology annotation, biological process: protein folding; protein peptidyl-prolyl isomerization. Gene Ontology annotation, cellular component: intracellular membrane-bounded organelle. The coding region runs from base 1 to 549 and encodes 182 amino acids. The record is from RefSeq and is a predicted model, not a curated record.
AUGCCUCCUACAAAACUCCCCGAGUCUGGAAAUCCCCUUGUGUUUUUUGACAUCACCAUUGGAGGUGAACCCCUUGGCCGCAUCACCUUUGAACUCUUCAAGGAUGUUGUCCCCAAAACAGCAGAGAACUUCCGCCAGUUUUGCACUGGCGAGAGCAAGAACCCCGUAGGUCGUCCUCAGGGCUACAAGGGCUCCAAGUUCCACCGCAUAAUUCCCAACUUUAUGUGUCAAGGUGGUGACUUUCUCAACGGCGACGGUACUGGAUCGACAUGCAUCUGGGGCUUCAAGUCUUUCGAGGAUGAGAACUUUACGCUAAAGCAUGAUCAGCCCGGUCUUCUCUCCAUGGCUAAUGCCGGACCCAACACCAACGGAUCUCAAUUCUUCAUCACCACUGUCCCCACACCCUUUCUCGAUAACAAGCACGUUGUCUUUGGAAAGGUCUUUGAAGGCAUGGACGUGGUCAAGAAGAUGGAGGCUACAAAGACUGGCUACCGCGGCAAGGAUGUGCCGAACCUCGACGUGGUCAUCUCCCAGUGUGGUGAGAUGUAG